UAAGUACGGCGCAGUCUCGUCGGCGGAGUAUUCUCAACAGGUCGUUUUACGGAGAAAGCAAAAAUGGAGGAGUAUCCCCAUAAACAACCGGUCGAAAACCUCGACGACCCUCCCAAUAGCCGCCUGUUCGUGGUCGGCAGUCGCUCCAUGACUGAGGAAUCACUUCAGGGGGCUUUCUCAGUGUUCGGAGAAAUUCAAGGAGUUUGGAUUGUUAAAGAUAGACAGACAAAGGAAUCCAAAGGUAUCGGCUACGUGAAAUUUGCCAGGUCUUCGCAGGCCUGUUUGGCCAUGGAGGAGAUGCACGGAAAAGUUCUGCUAGAAGGGACUAAACCUGUUAAGGUAUUUAUUGCCCAAUCACGAUCAUCUGCAAGGCACAGAGACGUGGAGGAUGAAGAACUGACCAGAAUCUUUGUCAUGAUCCCGAAAACGUUCACCGAGGAGGAUCUCAAAGACACAUUUAAAGAAUAUGGUGACAUUGAGUACUGCGUGAUUAUCAAGAAUAAAACCACCGGAGAGAGUAAAGGCCUGGGUUACGUGAGAUACUUCAAACCGUCCCAGGCUGCGCAUGCCAUAGAGAACUGCGACAAAACCUACAGAGCCAUCCUGGCUGAGCCACGUUCCAAGACGAUAGCUCCGGACGACUACUCGGUGGGAGCGACCAGGGGAGAUUACAAUGAUUCAUCAAACCAGUAUGCAGCUCCUAUGGCUGACCCUGGGAGCUACCCUGCCAUGGACUACCGCUCCAGUGACUUCACACGUUGCCUGAUGAUGUCAACCAGGGCAGCGCUGACAGAAAAACAGUUAGUGAGUUUAUUUCAGAAGAGUGUUAGAUAUUGCAAUAUAGAGAGAAUUUCAUGGUUUGGAAAAGGUCACGCCUUGAUCCGUUACAGUAAUCUGGGAUCCGCAGUUUAUGCCAAGGACAAGUUGAAUGGCUUUGAAUAUCCACCCGGAAACAGACUGGUAGUAAAUUUUGUCGAUGAUGGAGAGGACCGCAGCAGUCCCGUAGGUCGUAUGGCCAUGCAGUUUGUGGCAGCGCAGAUGAUGUCCACGCUGUGGAAUGGACCCUCCACCAGUCAAGGCGUUAAACCACCUGGUUUCUCUGGUGCCACUCCGAUGUCCCGCGUCCAGACGGAUGUUACCCUGCCUCCCCAAAAGAAGCUGGCUCCACCUGACAGUAAAACUAAGGAGCGCUUGUUCCUGGUGUUUAGCCCCUCCCCUCUGCCCACCGACAUACUGGAGGAUGUGUUCUGUCGCUUUGGCUCUCUCAUCGAGGUUCAUUUGGUUCACGGAAGGAAAGUGGGCUACGCCAAGUUUGCGGAGAAGCAGUCGGCAGAUGACGCCAUGGCGGCGCUUCACGGUCAGGUGGUGAAUGGUGUGAAGAUGAAGGUGAUGCUCGCUGAUCCCCCCAGAGAGGAGUCCCACAAACGUCCUCGUACAUACUAGGACCCUGUCUAGGAAGUGACUUGGCGACUGUUGUCGUGACACAAUGACACCUGACCUGACAGACCGACAUCAAGACCUUCUUCUGACCCCUGACACGACCUUUGACCCACCUAUCUGACCCAACUUUUGGUCAGUGACCUCACUGUGACUCACUGUAAAAACAACCGUCUCAACAACUGCAUCACGUCCGGUGUGUGUCUGUGGUCUUUGUCAUGAUUUCAAUCUUUUAAAAAAAAAAAACAACAACAUUUUUUUUUCUUCUAUUUCUGUUCUUUUAUUCCUAUUAGCUGGAUUGUCCAGAAUACUGAGCGGAAAACUGAUGGUUUCAAAAAAAAGUUAUAAACACAGGGUUGGAGACUAGUAUCAGCCUAUUGGAUGAAUUCGUCUAGGAUGUUGUAGCAAAGAGCUCCUGAUUUUUGCGUGGCUGUACACCACUAAGAAAAGAUGAAAAAAGACGGCUCUUGGAGAAAAAUAAUCCACUAGUUAGAAUUUAAACUUCACUCUCCUUUAAAAUACUAACGGAGCAGAAGAGUGUUUUUUUUUUUUUUUAACAAGGAAGGCUCAUGUAUGUAUCUGCAUUAGUUGAUUUGCAUGAUUUUUAAAAAAAGUCUUAUUUUUAAUUAUUUCCAAUAUAAGAAUAGUCACUUUUUCCCAUAUAGAUGAUCUCAUGGCCUCACUGUGCUUCCAACUUUUGAUUUUUUUUUUUUUAUUUCCUCUCAUUCUCGUCUGUGAUCAAAAUGUCUUUUACUAUGUUUAAAUAAAGACGACAUAAUUUAGUGAUCAGGGGAAAGGAACUAUCAACAUGAUCCAUGAGCUAAACCACUUCUUCUAUACUACCAUCAACCCAUUAACACUUCCGGGAGUCACUUCAGAUGUCAUGUGGCGACAACCAGUACAGUACACGUCAAACUGAAUAGAGAAGUGUCUUAGACCAACAGUUAAUGUGUACUUUUUGUGAUACAGUGAAAAUAAAGAAUCCAAACAUC
Molecule: messenger RNA, 2429 nt
Organism: Cynoglossus semilaevis (tongue sole)
Lineage: Eukaryota; Metazoa; Chordata; Actinopteri; Pleuronectiformes; Cynoglossidae
Gene: rbm45
Product: RNA binding motif protein 45
Exons: 13
Coding region: 64-1443 (459 amino acids)
Molecular function (GO): RNA binding
Source: RefSeq, a predicted model, not a curated record